Chlorocebus sabaeus (green monkey) is the source of this 3835-nucleotide messenger RNA. RefSeq names its product golgi associated RAB2 interactor family member 2 (gene GARIN2). Gene Ontology annotation, cellular component: nucleus. The record is from RefSeq and is a predicted model, not a curated record. Lineage: Eukaryota; Metazoa; Chordata; Mammalia; Primates; Cercopithecidae.
AAUCACAGCCUGGAAGCUCAGAGGUUGGACCCGUUGGAGCCAGGACUCAGCCCUCUAAGGAGAGGGCGCUGCCCAAUUGCUGAUUCUGAGAAUGUCAAAAACAAAAACAAAACAACCAAAAUGCAGGCUAGAACCAGUUGCUGUUGCCCAGGUGACACUGAGAGAAACAGCAGGUCAACUAGAGGGAACACAAGUCUCUUCUUCCCUCCUAUUUUCCAGCCUCCUCUGGUCUAAUGCAACCUAUUAUUGAACCUAACAGAAAGCUAGCUGGAGAGAGAAAUGUAGUUUGCAGAGCUCCAGCAAAUCAAUGCAGAGUAUGCUGUGGUGCAUUUGCAGCUGAGAGACAAUCAAUGACCAAAUGAUUGAGAAACAGCUCUCUAAACAGUUGACAUCUGAGCUGGGUUCUGAAAAACGAAAAUAAGCCCACAUGUGAAGAGCUGGGAGAUGAGCUUUUCAGACAGGAAAUGGCUUAAGGAAUGCAACAUCAGGAAGGAGACAGAAGUAUGAUGAGGGAGUGGUGUAAGUGGUCUGAAAUAUAGUUGGAAAGAACUGAAGCCAGGAUGGAGCCAGAUCAUGCUCACAAAUAUAUAGGCUCUUGAGUUUAAUGCUAAAUAUAUACACAUACCUUAUGAUACAUGUCACAUAUUCUAAAAGCAUUAGGAAGGUACUGAACAUUUAAAGAAGAAAGAAAUCGUUUACUAAACAGUUUAAUACGAGGCACCAUGCUAACCAAGGUCUCCUGCAAACAAGCACCUCAUUCUUUCUGCCUCCUACACCUGUUCCUCUGCCUGUAGUUUGUUUCCAAGUUAAUGGCACCGUCAUUCACCCAGCUUCCCAAAACUCUGAGUCACCUUUUCUCUCCCCACAUCAGUGAGUCACCAAAUUCUAUGGACUCUACUAAUAGUUCCCAAGUUAACCCCCUCCUUUCCAUUGACACUGCCACUGCCACUACCAUGGCUUUAGUAUCUCCAGAAUUGCCCUUCCCAAAUCUAUCCUCCACUCUGCUCUCAGAAUAAUCAGUUCAGAACAUAAAUCUCUCCAUGUAACACUAUUUAUUAGAACUACUGGAGCAGAUGAAGUCUCAGCACCUAGUUAUGGCUUUCAAAGCCCUCCACAAUGUAGGCCCUUCUUCCAUGAACUUCAUUUUUUCUCUCCUCUUCAACUUUAUGUAACACCAGACCAUUUGUAGUUACCCCUCAAACCCUGUCAUUUCAUGCCUCUGUGCCUUUGCUCAGGCUGACCAAUCUUUCAGGAUUUAGCUUGGAUAUUAGCUCCUCCAUGAAACUGUCCCUAAAUCCCCCAAUUGGACUAAGUGCCUUUCAUCUGUGCUCUCAGAAUCCCCUGUCACCCCUCCAUCUUAUCGCUACAUAACACUGAAAUACUCUGUUUACAUGACCCCUUCUCCACUAGAUGGUAAACUUCUUGAGUGCAGAGACUGUUCAUCUUUGUGGUCCAGCAUGGCAUGAUGCACAGGAAAUAGUAAGUAUUCAUUACUGAGUUGACUGAAAGAAUGUACCUGGCAUUGCACUCACCAGGGACUGAAUGUGGCAGGAAACCUUCAUAUCCCAAGCUUAGGACAUGCAGCUAAGAAGAUCCCAUGCAGGCGUGAACAGGCAGGCCCAUCUCAUGAGGGACAAAGAGGGCUAAUUGCUCACAGACCUCAAUUUGACAAAGUGCCACAAAUUCAGACUUACAAUCUCCAAAUGAAGUUAUACAUACAGUUUUAUAUUUUGUGCAUCUUUAAAAGCAUUUCUUUCUUUCAAUAGAGAUAGGGUCUCACUGUGUUGCCCAGGUUGAUCUCAAAAUCCUGGGCUCAAGCAAUCCUCCUGCCUUGACCUCCCAAAGUGCUGGGAUUGCAGGCGUGAGCCACUGUGCCCGGCCUCAGCUCUGUUUCUAAGCAGUUUCCCUCUAAAAAUGCUAUAUUCUUUUGAUGCUUUUCUUCACAGAGGCUCAAAGUGCCUUAAAUACGUUUAAGUCUCUGAAACUUAGGAUACAGGGAAAUUGAAUAAUAAAUUAUCAAUUGAAUGAUCAAUGAUGUAAAAUAUGAUAUUUUUUCCGUGGUUAUACUAUUGCUAAAUUGACUUUUCUCUCCAAGAAAUCUUCUGAAAACUUCACACCACCACCUGAAUGCCCACUCCCGAGUGGUCGGGGCUCCACGGGAAUGCUGACUACACUUCCUCUCAGGGGCAGACCUGCAGGGCUGCUCCUCCCCAGUGCCCUUCUUUUCUUACUGCGAGACUAUGUCAGCACAUUAUGAUUAUGAUGCAGCAGCAAUAGAACAAUGCCCAGAGCAGCCUGGACUGCGCUCCUUUUACUAAGUGUUUAUUUGCCUGCUGGGUAGACAUAAACACCUGCUAAAGAAAUGUGAAAAGAGUGGAAACGUGCUGUUUGGAGAUUGUUUUCCUAGUCGACAUCCAGGAGAUCUCCAGAGAUCUAUUUCAGCCCCAUCUGUUGAUUUCAUCAUGAAAAAGAGGAAGCUCAAACUGAAGUGAGUUAAAAACUUCAUCUCCUAGAGAAGAUUGUGGCUCAGCCUGAGUUGAGUUUUUUAUGUUUAUAUGCAAGUGCAAUGAAGAAGAACACCAGCAAGUCUACCACGAGGAUCAAUGAGCAAGAUGCUCUCUGCACCCCACACUCCCAUGAUCCAAGAGAUCUUCAAAGUAUGUUGGAUGGAGGAGAGUAUGCCCCUUUUGUAUCUCCUCCCAUGUUAGAGAGCAAUUUUAUCCAGGUUAACAGGAGAGGUGAAUCUAUUUACCUUCAUAACCGAGCCAACUGGGUGACCGUAGGCAUCUGUUCUUCCAGUUCCACCCACAAGAUCCCUAAUGUGAUGCUACUGGCACAUCUGACACCUGGUGCCCGGAAAGAUACAGAACCCCUGUUUAAAAGUCUCCUGACAUCUCCUCCUGCAGAGAAACUGGUGCUCACCAGGUUUCUCCCUCUGCAGUUUGUGACUCUUUCUGUGCAUGACGCAGAGAACAUGCGCCUAAAAGUAAAGCUGGUGAGUGGUCGAGCCUACUACUUACAGCUCUGCACUUCUGCAUGUAAACAGGACACCUUGUUUUCUCAAUGGGUGGCCCUCAUCUCCCUCUUGAAUCAGGAGAAAGCCAAAGUUUCCAAAGUGUCAGAGGUUUCAAGUCUCUCAGGAAUUACGAAUAGCACAGACGUCACAGGCUCCAUGGAUGUGAUGGAUAUCACAGCAUUCACAGCCAUCCUGACCCCGUACAUGUAUGCAGGUAGAGGCCCUGAACAUGUCAGGGACAGCAUAGAUUUCUCAGAAUUCACAGACAUCACCGACAUCACAGAUGUCACAGACCUUCCAGAAAAUGAGGUCCCAGAGGUCCCGGAUAUAAGAAUUGUUACAGAAGUCAUAGAAGUCAGAGAAGCCACAGAAGUCACAGACAACUCUGAUAUUACAAACUGCUCGGGAGUCACAGUGGUGUUUGAAAACAAUGACUUAAUCAGGGCCAAGCAAGAGGAGAAGGAAAAAUUGAAAAACAUUCUGAAGCCUGGGUGUCUACAAGAUACAAAAAGUAAGAGUGAGCUGAAAGAAUCCUCAAAACAUGUCACCAUCUCAAACAUAACACUGACUUUUGAAGGUAAAAGAUAUUUUCAAACUACCUUGACUCCAGUAGAAAGUGAGGCAAAUACAUCCAAGGAGAUGGAGAAUAAGACCUCUGAAGAAAAGAUACCUGAUUUUCAGAGCACGGCUCUCGAGGCUGAAGAAUCCAGGAGCUUGAGAACUGAAUCAAACACUUCGGUUCUCUCCCCUCAUAUCAAAUCUCCUUCUAAUUUCCUCAAACUUGUGCCUCAUCUGUCUCCCCUUUUCUCAAGGGAAUGA